This is a messenger RNA of Coniophora puteana RWD-64-598 SS2, 2153 nucleotides long. RefSeq lists its product as uncharacterized. Gene Ontology annotation, biological process: protein localization to nuclear inner membrane; nuclear pore organization; NLS-bearing protein import into nucleus. Lineage: Eukaryota; Fungi; Basidiomycota; Agaricomycetes; Boletales; Coniophoraceae. The transcript has 5 exons. Gene Ontology annotation, molecular function: structural constituent of nuclear pore. The record is from RefSeq and is a predicted model, not a curated record. Gene Ontology annotation, cellular component: nuclear pore; nuclear pore central transport channel. The coding region runs from base 70 to 1974 and encodes 634 amino acids.
GGCAGAUCCGCCACCCCCCUGCCCCUCUCAAAUCGUCACCCCAUCACCUUUGUCGUUUAGUUUCCAGUUAUGUUCGGUGGAUUUGGGCAACAGAACCAGAACCAGAACCAGGGCCAGAGUGGGACCCCUAGCAUCUUUGGGAACACGCAGCAGGGAGGUCAGAAUCAGCCUUCAGGAGGGACAAGUCUCUUCGGAAACACACAACAGCCCUCGACGGGUACGGGUACCUCGCCAUUUGGCAACACCGGAGGAGGGACUGGCAGCAGCCUAUUUGGGAACACCCAGCAGCAACAACAUCAACCCGCUGCCGGGGGUGGUCUCUUCGGAAACACUGGCGCUACGAACCAACAACAGUCGUCGGGGAAUAGCCUCUUCGGCAAUCCAUCGACGAACACCCAACAGCCUGCAGGGGGUAACCUGUUUGGAAACACCGGAACGAACGCAACGCAACCUGCUGGUGGCAAUUUGUUCGGGAAUACACCGUCGACGAACACCGGAGGGAGUUUGUUUGGAAAUAUGGGCACCGGCAUGAAUGCGAACCAACCUCAACAGCAGGGGAGCAGCCUGUUUGGCAACACGGGCACCACCUCCGCUCAACAGCCUUCGACGAGCCAGUUUGGAAACACCGGGACGCAGCAGUCAACGGGCAGCAACUUGUUCGGCAAUCCCAACACUAACACUCAAAAUACACAGCAGUCCUCGGGUGGGGGCCUCUUCGGGAACCCCCAACCGUCAGGUAGCAUGUUUGGUAAUUCAUCGACCAAUAGUGCAGCCCAAUCGUCCAACGCCGGUACCGGUCUCUUUGGGCAGUCCACGAACACUAAUCCGCUCUUCGGAAACAAGCCUCCCACAACCUUGUUUGGUCAGCCCCAACAGCAGCAGCAGCAACAACAAUCUGGGCCUGGGGCAAGUACCACUACUUCCUCCCUUUUUGGUCAGUCGACGAAUCCUGGCGCGUCGCUGUUCGGUCAGUCCACACAGCAGCAGCAACAACAACAACAACAGAAGCCUCAGGGUUCACUCUUCGGAGGCGGAAAUUCGUUAUUUGGCAGUACCCUCGGCCAGUCAACGUCGAACAAUUUUCUCGCGUCACGGGCAGGGAACGCGUCUUCACAACAGCAGGCAGAUCCUCAGGCGCAGUUUGCUGCUUUGAGCCAGCGUAUAGAAGGCGUUGCGCAGGCAUGGAACUCGUCUUCGCCACAGUGCCGGUUCCAGCACUAUUUUUAUAAUCUGGUUGAUCCCGGCACUGCUCGUUUGUACGGACGUCCUCCAAAUGCUGUAGAUGAGUCGCUUUGGCAGCGCGCAGUUCGUGAAAACCCAAACCCUGAGUGUCUUGUACCUGUCCUCGCAGUAGGAUUUGAUGACCUUCGGUUACGUGUGGAUGCGCAGUCAAAGCAGGCGGCCAAUCAACAAGAGCAAUUGAAGGAGCUUCAAAAACGGUUACGAGCACUCGCCGAACUCCACCAGGACAGCAACACCUCACGGCUCCAGCGUGCUGCGCAGCUGCAGGUUCAGAUAUCACAUCGGUUGAUGCAGCUGAUUCAGCAUUUGCAUCUGCUGAUCCCUGCGGUCCGUUCUUCAUCCCUUACGCCUGAGGAAGAGGCACUUCGGGUGGCAUUAGAAGAGAUGGAGGAGGACAUCCGGCGGCCGGGUGGCGCGAGCAAGAUGCGGGGCAAGUUGAACGAGCUAUGGGCUUUGGUUGGGGCCGUCACAGCCGCCAGAGAACGAGGCCGAAAAGCUGGGACGGAUAGCCAGGCGGAUUGGGCAGUUGUGGACGAGGAAGGCCUCAAGCAGAUUGCUCAGAUACUGGCUGACCAGCAGGCCGGGAUCCAGCACCUGACCAAGGUGCUGCAACGUAAUCAGAAGGACCUCGCGGUGAUUUAUGGGCAGACACCAGAGGCGCAGGAGUACGAGACCGUGAAGGACGAUCUAUUCAGCUCGACAUCUACCCUGAGGCUUAGUACGCUGCGAUGAUGUAGACGAUGGCAUCGACUAUGAUGAUAUUGUCCAGGCCGUCGGUUGACCCCGUUGGCCUUGUUUUUAAAUACAAUAGGCAGUGCGGGCGCUAGUAGACAUGGCAUCGAGCUGGGGCUGAAGGAGCCCCUUUACAAUUGGUUCGGGGCUUGUUAUUCGUGGUCACAUUAUACUACAAC